Kockovaella imperatae is the source of this 1007-nucleotide messenger RNA. Its product is annotated as RF-1 domain-domain-containing protein. NCBI's taxonomy places the organism in Eukaryota, Fungi, Basidiomycota, Tremellomycetes, Tremellales, Cuniculitremaceae. Gene Ontology annotation, biological process: translational termination. The record is from RefSeq and is a predicted model, not a curated record. Gene Ontology annotation, cellular component: mitochondrion. Gene Ontology annotation, molecular function: translation release factor activity. The transcript is spliced from 2 exons. The coding region runs from base 94 to 978 and encodes 294 amino acids.
ACUUGGAGAUGAUAAUUUUUGGGCAAAUGCCGAGACUCGAAUGGAAGAGUGGCACCCGAAGUAUCUUAUUGCAUGGACAUCACUUGACAGUCGAUGAUGACGGCUAUAGCUAGGGGCAUAAGCAGGUCUGUGAUUUGUCACUGGUCGUCAUGGCCACGCAAGGUCAAUGGCAAGGCAUCAGCAUGGCCUCAGGCGGUCCGAGUCGUUUCGUCCAUCGGAUGCAGUCGUGGACUUCUCGGCAUGCGAGAGUACGCGACCUCAGGUCGACACGAGGUGGAGACUGGCUUCAUGGAGGAUGCUGAAGAGGAGAACGAAGACCUGUUUGAGCCUGUGGCGUCUGUCCAAUCACCUCUGUCUGAACAAUUUCGAGCGACAGAUCCUCCAUCGCCGGAUGCACCUCGGAGACCUCGACUGCCGACCUCGCAGAAGAAGCUCAACCGAUUACUGUCUCGGCAUGUCAUGCAUGAUGUCCUCGAAUCAGAGCUCGAGGAGCAAUUCGUCAGAGGCAGAGGACCGGGAGGACAAGCUAUCAACAAGACGAAUUCGGCUGUCCACCUAUUGCACAUUCCUACGGGUAUUCGGGUACACGCUCAGCCCACUCGACUUCGUGGUAAGAAUAGAGAAGCCGCAAGGAAGAUCUUGAGGCAGAAACUGGAUGAUCUACGAGCCAAGGGCUUAUAUCCGCUCCGGGAGGGAGACGAGAUGAAUCUUGCAGAGGAGAUUGUGGUCAAUCCAGAAGAUAGUAAAGCGGAAGAUGGGGUGACUCCUGAAGUUUCUGGACCAACGACUAAGCCUGGCUCCAAGCUCUCCAAAGCUGAACGGAGAGCUGAGGAGAUCGCCCUCUCAUCCGCUUAUUCUCAAAACGAACUUCGAGCUGCUAAGAUCAGAGCUCGAAAGGCGAAAAAGGCCAAGAAGCAGAAGAAGAAGCACAGGGACAAGGCGGGCAAUAGCGAAGAGGACGCAAAGAGUGCAUCGUGACAGGUGUAAUGUAGCACAAAGGGGUAUAG